AUGUCUGUCCACAACUUCAGGUCGAUAUUUACCCUUGUUGUCUUCCUAGUGGCUGAAUAUCUGGUCAUUCUGCCAGUGUAUAUCCCCAUCUCUUCCAGGAUCACCUCGAUAUUUAAAAGGAGAUCCAACAACGUUGAAAAGGAGCAUUAUAACUGGACCCUACCACUAGACUUUCAUACCGCCCCCGUCGUGGCAGUCUUGAUCCUCUUGGCGGCUCAGUGCAUACAUGGAGAAGAAGUCCGAAAGGGAAUCGUCGGCUCGGAUGGUGUGGAGCCCCUCAACGUGAUGGCAUUGUUCAUCUCCCUCGCCUACAUGGUUAUUUCGGUUGACAAAGCCGGGUUUCUUCGCUUCUUGGCUUUCUGGGUCGCGACACGGAGCGGUUCCUCUGGCAUCAGGCUGUAUAUUGCCAUCUACACGUUCUUCUUCGCCCUGGGUGUCGUCGUCGGGAAUGAUCCGGUCAUCCUUUCGGGCGUUCCUUUUCUGGCAUAUUUUACUCGGGAGAUGGAGAUUUCGCCUCCUACGGCCUGGAUAUUCGCUCAAUUUGUGAUUGCCAACAUUGCGUCUGCUGUCCUUGUCUCUUCUAAUCCUACCAAUUUGGUGCUCAGUGGCGCAUUUUCUAUCUCAUUUUUCACCUAUACCGCCAAAAUCAUCGUUCCCGUUCUGAUCGCGGCGUUGGUGACACUCCCGACUCUUAUAUUCCUUUUCCGCAGUCCAGAGUUGAUUCCAAGAGAGAUGAAACGAAUCACGCUCUCACCUCGAUCGGUUCUCGUCGAUCCCUUUGGUGGAAUCUUCGGUGCCGUGAUCCUGGUACUCACGCUUGUCACGCUCGUCGCGACGAGCUUCUUGCAUCCACAGGUCUAUCUCGUCACUGUUCCACCCGCGGUAAUUGUAUUUCUACGAGAUCUAGUCUACGACCUGCGUAAUUAUAGAAAGCGGGAUCCAUCGUCGACGAUUGAUCCAGAGAAAGAGUCGGAAACUCUGCCGCCACCACCUUUUCCUUCAGAGAGAGUAAAUCCACAGGAACAGAGUGGCACAACCACACCGCGAGAUCCAAAGGAAGAGGCCACACCCAGUCGCCUUCACCGCAUGUUCCCGACCGUCAUCUCGGUACUGAAGCUCAUGCCAUUCUCACUCGUCCUCUUUUCGUUUUCCAUGUUCAUUCUCAUUCAAGGAUUGGUCGUGACAGGCUGGGUGCAGGUGUGGUCGAGUUGGUGGGCGGUUUGGGCGAACCGAACGGGACCCGUUGGAGCCGUAUUUGGCAUGGGGUUGAUCUCUUGCAUCCUUUGUAAUCUCUUUGGGACCAACAUAGGCGCAACCAUUCUCCUUGCGAGGGUGCUACAAUUGUGGAUCGAGGCCUCGCAUCCACCUCCACGGAUCAAAGAUGCUGCCAUUUUUGCGCUCGCUCUUGGAUCAAACUAUGGCGCAUUCACCUUUUCUUUCCCCGCGUCUCUCGCCGGACUACUAUGGAAAAGGCUGUUGUUUGCAAAAGGAAUUGUGGUUACAAUGGGUCAAUUCGCCAAACUAAAUCUACUUCCAAUCGCAGUAGCAAUGGCAACCUCGAGCGCCGUGCUUGUUGCCCAAGUGUAUAUUAUUCAUAAAUAG
This is a messenger RNA of Serendipita indica DSM 11827, 1602 nucleotides long. The record is from the annotation of a GenBank genome assembly. NCBI's taxonomy places the organism in Eukaryota, Fungi, Basidiomycota, Agaricomycetes, Sebacinales, Serendipitaceae.